Penicillium salamii is the source of this 3660-nucleotide messenger RNA. The record is from the annotation of a GenBank genome assembly. Lineage: Eukaryota; Fungi; Ascomycota; Eurotiomycetes; Eurotiales; Aspergillaceae.
AUGGCGGAUCUGGGUGGUCAACGUAACCGGGCCUACCGGCCUCACGGACCGGCCUCGUCAACACAACGGGAUGCUGCGUUUUCCGAUAUUUUCGGAGGCGCACCCCCCGCAGGACGCUCCCAAACCAUGAAUUCGCAAACUCCUCAAUUCUCUCAAGGCCGUGCUCACACUAUGUCAUCGCAUGUGGUACACCCUCAAUUCUCGAGACCGCCGCCGACGCCCACGCGGCAAGUGCCCAAUGGAUACGGACCACCAUCAGCACCACCUAAUGGAUAUCCCCCACCGCCACCAUCUGGACAAUAUCAAGCAUACAACCCAGGAGCUGCAACAAUGUCCUCACAUCAGCCACCUCGACCGCACCCUGGGGCCCAACAACGAUUCGCCGCUUACCCUCGCCCGCAACGCCUCGAGACGCGGCCAAGCCCAUCUCCGCAGUAUCCAGAGUCCCGAGAUUUCAAUCGCCCGAUGCCCCCACCUGCGUUGAACUCCGAUGCAUCUCGAUCAAGAUCGAUGGCAAAGUUGAGCGGGCCGCCCCAUCAAAAUCCACCUAGCAAUUUCAACCACACCUCCGCUAUUGCCUCCCGCCGCGAGCAAUAUCACACUGGGGCUCCGAUAACUCAAUUGGGCCGUCCUGUGCCGGAGAAAAAUACCAACGAGCGAGCUAUGUCCUUGACCUCCUGGUCGUCAGAUCGAGAUGCGCAUAUUAUGAACAGCGGAAGAUCGAUUCCGUAUCGCAGACCACCAUCAGGCCAUGAUCAGCAAAAUGUGACGCGCGAUGCAGUGCCGAUUACCCCAAGAAGCGAUUCGAUGACAAAGCCUAGUCCUGAGGGGUAUGUGACUUCCCGCCAACCUAGCGACGCAUCAGCUAGGUCUCGAACCAUGUCCAUGGCAUCAACCAUUGCACCAGAUAGAACAUUGAGUGUUCAGAGCCAAGCUACUCAAAGCUCGUCUGGUCAAACAACACUGGUAGCCAGAGAUUCGCAGCGCAAAGUUCCAGUGGUUUAUCCUGCACUACUUUCGCUUGUGGCUGAGAUCUUCAGAGAGAAGAUCUCACUCGGCGAGCGUCAGAAGAACGGUCUUUCUUAUCAAAACGCAUUUUCGGGUACCGAUUCUGUCGAUUUGAUUGGCUCCAUCAUCCGGACCAACGAUCGUAACUUGGCUCUUCUUCUUGGCCGUGCGCUGGAUGCUCAAAAGUUCUUCCACGACGUGACCUACGACCAUCGCCUCCGAGAUGCGCCUGGUGAAGUUUAUCAAUUUAAGGAAACCAUGGGAGAAGACAAGUCCACGGCUGAUGUCAAUGGAGUUUUCACACUCCUGACUGAAUGCUAUUCUCCAACCUGCAAUCGAGAUCAACUUUGUUACUCUAUCGCUUGUCCCCGACGACUGGAACAACAGGCUAGGCUGAACAUCAAGCCCCAGCCCGUGCUCGGAGCGGGAGAUGCCACCACCGCGCCCCCAGACGAUGACGAUGAUACCGACAAUCAAAAGCUGUGGAUCAGCACGGUCUCUAAGGACAUCUCCGAUUCUGUGGACGAUCGUGAAAAGAAGCGCCAGGAAAUCAUCUUUGAGUUGAUGUAUACCGAACGAGAUUUCGUCAAGGAUUUGGAAUACUUGCGCGACUUCUGGAUGCGACCCUUGCGCGCUGCGGGGACUACAACACACUCGCCAAUUCCAGAGCAUCGGCGGGAGAAGUUCAUCAGGACCGUGUUUGGCAACUGCUUAGAAGUCCUCAAGGUUAACAGCGCUCUGUGCGAAGCUCUGAACGCCCGGCAAAAAGAAAAUGCGGUUGUUCAAACCAUUGGUGACAUUGUCUGCCAACAUGUUCCCAACUUCGAUCCAUUCAUCAAGUAUGGUGCCAACCAACUUUACGGCAAGUACGAGUUUGAAAAGGAAAAGGCGUCCAAUCCGGCCUUUGCCAAAUUCGUGGAAGAUACAGAACGUCUCAAAGAGUCUCGAAAGCUGGAGCUGAACGGUUACCUGACAAAGCCUACCACUCGUCUUGCAAGAUACCCGCUCCUGCUCGAGGGUGUUUUGAAAACCACUGCGGACAGCAAUACUGAUAAGGAAGAUAUCCCUAAGGCCAUCAAGAUGAUCAAGGAUUUCCUUUCGCGUGUCAAUGCUGAGAGUGGUAAAGCAGAGAACCAUUUCAAUCUUGUUCAGUUGAAUGCUGCACUCAAGUUCAAUACCGCAGAUUAUGUCGAUUUGAAACUUACGGAAGAAAAUCGACAAAUGCUCAUGAAGAUGGCUUUCAAAAAGACGACGGCUGACAGUUCCGAUGUCACGGCAUAUCUCUUCGAUCAUGCUGUUCUCCUUGUUCGUGUCAAGGUGGUGAACAAGCGUGAAGAAGUCCGAGUCUACAGAAAACCUAUUCCUUUGGAGCUGUUGGUGAUCGCUCAAAUGGAAGAGGUCAUUCCACGACUAGGUAUCGCUAAGCGACCAUCCUCCAGUCUGCUGUCCAACAAACCUGUUAUCAACAAUCCCCCUCCUGCCAAAGAUGGUGGCCUGCCAAUCACCUUCAGACAUCUUGGCAAAGGUGGAUAUGAACAAACCCUGUACGCGACAAACUCUGCCACGCGGCGGAAGUUCAUCGAAGCAGUUGAGCAACAACAAGAAAAAUUAUGGGAGAGAAACAGCAACUUCUAUAACAAGACGAUACUGAGUGAGGGCUUCUUUGCGGCGGUUAACCGUAUCAAUUGUCUUGUCCCAAUAGAUGGGGGUCGCAAAUUGGUCUACGGUACUGACAAUGGUAUCUUUGUGUCUGAACGUUGGCCCAAGGACAAAUCAACCAAGCCAAAGAAGGUCCUCGAGGCUACCCAAGUCACUCAAAUUGAUACUUUGGAAGAAUACCAACUGUUGUUGGUGCUUGCUAACAAGACACUCUCCUCUUAUCCUAUGGAUGCUCUCGAUCUCUCCGAGGGCCAGAAUACCAUGGCAAAGCGUCCAAAGAAGAUUCAGGGCCAUGCCAACUUUUUCAAGGCCGGAAUUGGACUCGGACGUCAUCUGGUCUGCUCGGUCAAAACAUCUGCUCUGUCAAGUACUAUCAAGGUCUACGAGCCAAUGGAUAACCUUGCUAAGGGAAAGAAAAAAUCGGCCGUCAGCAAAAUGUUCCAGAGUGGUCAGGACACACUCAAGCCAUUCAAGGAAUACUACAUACCUGCAGAGUCUUCUUCGAUUCAUUUCCUUCGCUCUACUCUCUGUGUCGGUUGUGCGCGUGGCUUUGAGGUUGUCAGUCUCGAAACAACCGAGACACAGUCUCUCUUGGACCAAGCAGACACAUCCCUUGACUUUGUAGCACGCAAGGAAAACGUCAAGCCAAUUCAUAUCGAGCGCAUGAAUGGCGAAUUCCUCCUCAACUACAGUGACUUCUCGUUCUUUGUCAACCGCAAUGGAUGGCGAGCUCGUCCAGAUUGGAAGAUCGCCUGGGAGGGCAACCCGAACGCAUUCGCACUCUCCUAUCCCUACAUCCUCGCGUUCGAACCGAACUUUGUCGAAAUCCGACACGUUGAAACCAGUGAAUUGACGCACCUGAUGACCGGGAAAAACAUUCGCAUGUUACACAGCUCCACUCGCGAGAUUAUUUAUGCCUAUGAAGAUGACCAUGGCUAUGACACCGUCGCCAGCUUGGAUUUCUGGACUAAUAAACCCCAACAACAUGUGUAA